Aspergillus bombycis is the source of this 1329-nucleotide messenger RNA. RefSeq lists its product as uncharacterized. Gene Ontology annotation, cellular component: cytoplasm. The record is from RefSeq and is a predicted model, not a curated record. The coding region runs from base 1 to 1329 and encodes 442 amino acids. Lineage: Eukaryota; Fungi; Ascomycota; Eurotiomycetes; Eurotiales; Aspergillaceae. The transcript is spliced from 4 exons. Gene Ontology annotation, biological process: secondary metabolite biosynthetic process; amino acid activation for nonribosomal peptide biosynthetic process. Gene Ontology annotation, molecular function: phosphopantetheine binding.
AUGGCAGCCACCGUGUCUAAGACGGCAACGGACAUCGUGAACCAGCCCUUUACAAGUAUUGGAGAUUUGGUUCUUUGUAGUGAUCACGAUCUGAGUAUCCUCCGGAAAUGGAAUGAAAGAUUACCGAUAUGGCAUGAUGAAUGUGUUCACCGCGCCAUAUCGCAGCGGGUUCCAGAGAACCCAGGAAAGCCGGCUGUUACGCCGGAAAGAUUUGUGGCAUUAUACUUUGAAAAGUCAAAAUGGUUCAUUGUCGCCAUUCUAGGGGUUAUCAAGGCAGGUGGGGCCUACGUUCUUCUCGACCCGUCCUAUCCUCGGUCUCGAAUGCAACUCAUAUGUGAUGAACUUCGGGCAACGACUGUGCUCGCCAGCGUUGGUUUGGCUCCAGCCGCCCAGAAUUUGGCGAAGAACAUUGUGGCGGUAGGGGAAGAUGCAGAAUGUCUCCGUGAGCAACAAGAUGUGUCAAAUCUCAUCUCUGCAUGUCCUGAUAAUCCCUUGUAUGUGGUAUUCACGCCCGGCCCCACUGGGAAACCGAAAGGAAUUAUAAUGGAACAUGGAGCGUUUUGUAGUUGGGCCAGAACUACAGGGCAAUCGUUAUGCCUAGAUAGUCGUUCCCGAGUCCUCCAAUUCUCCAGUCAUGCAUUUCUUGUCAUUCAUCGCGAUGUCCUACUUACUCUCAUGUUUGGAGCAUGCAUUUGUGUGCCAUCUGAACCUGAUUGGGUCAACAACAUAGCACGAUUUAUGAUGGAAUAUCGCAUUAAUUGGGCCAACCUAACCCCAUCUGUGGCCGCUUUGCUCAGUCCAGAGAAGGUCCCUAAUCUGCAGACUCUGGUCUUUACUGGGGAGCCCAUGUCCCGUGCCAGUCUCCGAAUAUGGGCGAACAAAGUAAACGUGAAUAUGGCUGUGGACAAUCCGAAUAAUGUUGGGCGCGGGGUUGCAUCUGCAAUUUGGCUGGUCGACCCUCAGGACCAUGAUAAGCUUGUUCCAAUUGGGGCCAUUGGAGAGCUGGUUAUCGAGGGGACAGCUAUUGCACGAGGUUAUGUCAACAACACCGAAAAAAACACAAGAGUCGUUCCUCCGCGAUGCUGCAGAGGGUUCGCCCGGAAUAUCGAGGCCGCCGGCUUUACAAGAGCGGAGAACUUGCUCAGUUUACAGAUGACGGGACAGUUCGGUUUUUGGGCCGGAAGGACAACACUGUUAAAGUGCACGGCCAGCGUUUGGAAGUGGAGGAAGUCGAAUGGCACUGAACCUGGUCUCAUUGCCAAGCACAAAGGACGCAAAAUUGACAGUGUUUCUGGGAUUGAGCCCCACGAUCCAGGCGAUUGGGAAUGA